This is a messenger RNA of Drosophila innubila, 3379 nucleotides long. It is a transcript of the gene sac, whose product is annotated as dynein heavy chain 1, axonemal. Gene Ontology annotation, cellular component: dynein complex. Gene Ontology annotation, biological process: microtubule-based movement. NCBI's taxonomy places the organism in Eukaryota, Metazoa, Arthropoda, Insecta, Diptera, Drosophilidae. Gene Ontology annotation, molecular function: minus-end-directed microtubule motor activity; dynein intermediate chain binding; dynein light intermediate chain binding. The record is from RefSeq and is a predicted model, not a curated record. The transcript has a single exon. Bases 4 to 3177 code for a protein of 1057 amino acids.
UCAAUGUUGGCGACGAGUACCUCCUCCGAGCUGGAGGACGAUUCCUCCAGGGCGAUAUGUAUAAUGCCGCCGCGUCCGGGCACAGCCCCCAAAAACUUUAAGGAGCUGCAUAUACCACGAGAUCAACUAACGCCCGUCACAUUUCCCAUUCAGGAGGCACAACGUUGGCUAACGUUGGUCGGCAAAUCGGACAGGGAAGAGGGAAAGAUCUAUCGGUUUCCGUUGCCAACGAUUUUACCCAAGGUAAUACAGACACGUUUCGUGCCCAAGGGGGAGCUGCCCAAAGAUGUCGCCGUGGAUCGACGUCGACGUCAAUACAGCAAGAUGAAUCUUGUUGAGGAGCUGAAGAAGGCCGGACUAACCGACGAUGUCCUCCAGCCGACCGAAGAGCAAUACAAUCUGAUGUCCGAGUUUGCGUUUCCCCACAAGUUUCCCCUCAGUUUCUUUGACGACAGCAACUAUGACAUCAGCUCACCCGAGGCCUGGUUCGAGCUGGGUGUCGUCGGAGAUGUCCAUUAUCCGCUCCCAGCUCGUGCCUAUCUCCCCUACAAUCGGAGCCUGAGAAGUUGCCGUUGGGCCACCGCCGCGGUGACAUCGUACAAUGCCAGGACGGACCUCUGGACACUCGUCUCCCUGGAGGAUGAAUGCACCUACGAGGUGCCCAAGUUGCAGUUCAUGUUUCUGGCCGAGGAUCCGCACAAGUACAUCCAACGCUUGAAGUCGGCCAUCCACGAACGGCACAAGGGCGAGCAGUUGAUGCUGAUGGAGCUGAUCGUGGACUGUGUGCUCCAUGACGAUAUCGAGUCAACGACUUUCCAAAGCUUCAAGCCCAUUGAGAAGAUCCUGCAGGAGUCCAAGGUCUCGGAGCAGUGUAAACGACGUCUACGCUCCGAGGUAAACAUCGUUUUUGAGCGUCUGAUGGCGCUCUAUGAGCUGGAGCAGUUCAUCAUCCACAUGCCCAAGGAGUUCCCCCAGUUCCGCAACAUUUCACUGAAGGAAUUCAUGCCGACUGCCGCCCGCGUUGACUUUGCGGAUCAGGAACGUCGCGAGCUGCAGGCUAUGAAACUGGAUAUCAUGGAUAAACGUUAUGGUUGGCUCCGGGCCAGUCUCUUCUAUUGCGUGGGUGGCAUCGAGGCCAUGAUGGGCGUGGCCAUCGAGUGUCAGCAUAUUGAGACUCUCAACAUAUUCGUGUGCAACUUCAACAAGCCGACGGCUCUGGUGGAUUUCCUGCAAUCGCAGGAGGCGCACAGCGACAGUGUGGCCACAUUCCUGAAGGUCUACUGGCCACAGCAGCUGAACACUGUGAUUACCCUGGUGCUCCGGGCACUGGGCAAGGGAUGGCUGGACAUAUCGCUUAGGGUUUGGACAGUCUAUGACAUGUGCAAGAUCUCGAGAUUCCUGCUGCAGGUCAAGUUCCGUAUGCAGGAGUCGAUGGAGAUGCUUCUCCUGUCCUCACUGACCAAUUUCACCAAGCUAGUUUGUGAUCCUUGCCUGCAGUUCCUGGAGCUGAAGCACAACUACAAGUGGACCAGUGAUUUCAUAGAAACCGAAUUUCCCUACCCAAAACCCGUGUUUGCCUUGACCAUUGGCAUUAACGAGGAUCGCAAGAUCUUUUACUCCACAAAUCCCGAUGAGUUUCAGCCUGCGUUAUUGGACAUCUAUAAGCGGGGAUUGGAGAAGACAGCGGGUGUUCGUGUCAUCGAUGCGGAUGUCAUGACAAAUCUGAAAUUUGCCCGCAAUCUCUUCAUCCUUACCGUCGAGCUGAUCGAGGAUAAGUUCCUCAUCUAUAACGAUCUGCUGCGACGUUGUUAUGCCCAGGCGGUAAUUCCCCUGAGGGCCUAUGCCCGCCUCUUUGAAAGAUUCAUCGACUUUUAUCUGCUGAAUAACGCGGAAUUUAUGAAGGAAUAUGCGGCGGCCAAGAAGCCAUCGUCCCAGGUCAAGCGAGACAUCAUCGAGUACAAGCGUCAGAAGGAUGAGGUGCGCACCAUUUUGCCGGCAUUUAUAACCAUCGGAUCCUUCUACAUCAACGUGGAUACCUUGAAGCAGUUUCUGGUGAAGAAGUACAUCGACCUGGUGCGUCGCAUCUUCGAGUAUUACGUGGAUCGAAUGUAUGAGACGAACGAGCUGCUGAUAGAGCGUUGCCAGGAGGUCUUCCAAAAGAUCGCGAUGCGUCCAGUGAGCAUUGAGCAUCUCUUCGAGAUCAGAGACUAUGCUCUGACGGUGCCGGACAUUGUGGAUGACAUCCGAGCCGAUAUUCAGGUCAUGUGGCUGGAGUAUGACAUGCUCGAUAGUUUCUUCUAUAAUCUGAGCGAUCAUCAGUUUGCGAUGAAGUGGAAUGCUUUUGCCUGGCCCCAUCAGAUUCUUGUUCGACUGUCCACGCUGAAGGAUGAGCAGAAGAUCGACAUUGAGGAGUUCCUACGACAGCAUUACAGCGAGUGUCAAGGCUUCGAGGAGCGUCUGGAAUCGCUUAAUGAUGAGGUCCAGGCCUUCUCUCUGAUCUUCAAUCCCAAUCGGGCUCAGGAGACCUCGGUGGAUAUUAAAAAGACCUGGGCCCUUAUCAGGGAAUUGGAGAAGCUCGGCCGAACGCUACAGUAUCGUCAGGAGCUCUUUGAAUUGGAUCCUCUGUCCACGGCAUUCCUUACGAGCAUCGUCGACAGCUUUCAACCCUAUAAACAACUUUGGUAUGCCUGUGCCAAUUUUCACAAGCUGGAGGAUGCCACUUUGGGUAAUCCCAUAGCACAGAUCGAUCUCGAGGAGGUUUGGGCCAACUUAAUGAACCUACGCAACGAACUUCUCCAAUCCUUGGAGAAUUUUAGUGAGAAACCCGAGAUUAUGGAUGUGGCAAAUGUGUUUAUAGGAAAAAUCGAUGAGUUUGUUCCAGUCUACAAUAGUGUCAAGGAUCUGAGGAACGAGAACUGGAUGUACCUUCACUGGAUGGAACUCAGUAAAGUCAUUGGCAAUGAGAUCAAGUACACUGUCGCCUUGAAUUAUCAAUACUUGAUUCGAAAGGGCAUCCUCGACUUUCUGCCCGAAGUGCAUGAUAUCUCCGUGAGGGCUACCAACGAGGCGGAGGAGAUUCAAAAGGCCAUCGAGGAGGAGGAGCGUCGCAAACAAGCCGAACUGGAUGCACUUCUUCUGCGUAAACAAUUGCGCAAAUGUCGCAGGGACAUACUCUAAAAUAUUAUUCCCCCCAUUCUCGUUCAGAUCGUGAAAACUAUUAAAAAUGGGUUCAGCAUCUAAAGCUGAGAGUGUUUAUAUUUUUAUUCUUAUUGGGUUUGGAUAUUCGAAAGAUAUAGUUACUAAUGUAGCAAAGUAUCUAUCCGUUAUCCGUUAACUCAUCCACAACAUGACAUCAAAAAUAAAUUCAAUGCUAAAGCUG